GUAUAAAAUUCCCUCUCUCUGUAUAAUAGCCAUUCUGUCUGUCCCUGUCCCUCUGUCUGUCUCUUGUGUCUAGUGAUACCACACCUUCAUACAGCCAUGUCAGAUGUAGAAGAGGAGUACGAGGAUCAGGAGGCUGAAGAGGAGCCAGAGCCUGAGGAACAGGAGGAGACUGAGCAGGCAGAGGAGGAUAGAGGAGACGGGCUAUCAGAGCGGCACGAGUACCAAGUUGCUCCAUCAGAUCAAGACGCCCAGGAGGAAGAGGAGCGCCCCAAACCCAAACCUAUGGUGCCUCAACUUGCCCCUCCAAAGAUUCCUGAGGGGGACAGGGUGGAUUUUGAUGACAUCCACAGAAAGCGUAUGGAGAAGGACUUACUGGAGCUGCAUACUCUGAUCGACGUCCACUUUGAUCAGAGGAAGAAAGAUGAGGAGGAACUCAUCAGCCUCAAGGAACGAAUCGAGCGUCGUCGGUCCGAGAAAGCUGAGAUCCUGAGGGUCAGAGCAGAGAAGGAGAAGGACAGACAGAACAGGAUUGCGGAGGAACGUCACAGAAAAGAGGAAGAGGAAGCCAAGAAGAAGGCUGAUGAUGACAUCAAGAAGAAGAAAGUGCUGUCUGGCAUCGGAGCCAACUUUGGAAGCUUCUUGGCCAAGGCGGAGACGAGGAGGGGCAAGCGUCUGACAGGCAGAGAGAUCAAGAAGAAGACUCUGUCUGAGAGACGACAGCCGCUAGACAUCGACAAUUUGAGGGAGGAUGCGCUCAAGCAACGGGCCCAGGAGAUGUGGAACUGGAUCUACCAGCUGGAGUCUGACAAGUUUGACUUCAUGGAGUACAUGAAGCACCAGAAAUAUGAGAUCACCGUGCUGCUGAACCGAAUCCAACAUGCUCAGAAAUUUAAAAAGAUCCAUGGCAAAGGGAAGGUGGGCGGUCGCUGGAAGUAAAGGGGGGUGAACACUGAU
Sander lucioperca (pikeperch) is the source of this 954-nucleotide messenger RNA. RefSeq names its product troponin T type 1 (skeletal, slow) (gene tnnt1). Gene Ontology annotation, molecular function: troponin T binding; tropomyosin binding. Gene Ontology annotation, cellular component: troponin complex. The transcript is spliced from 15 exons. Gene Ontology annotation, biological process: sarcomere organization; regulation of muscle contraction; slow-twitch skeletal muscle fiber contraction. The record is from RefSeq and is a predicted model, not a curated record. NCBI's taxonomy places the organism in Eukaryota, Metazoa, Chordata, Actinopteri, Perciformes, Percidae. Bases 97 to 936 code for a protein of 279 amino acids.